Lachancea meyersii CBS 8951 is the source of this 1119-nucleotide messenger RNA. Lineage: Eukaryota; Fungi; Ascomycota; Saccharomycetes; Saccharomycetales; Saccharomycetaceae. The record is from the annotation of a GenBank genome assembly.
AUGUCAGAAUCCCUUCGCAGAGCAUUGCUGGCUAAAAUGAACAAAUCGGACUCUCUCAUACAAUCAAAGAGAAGCACAAAUGAUUCCACCAACCCCAUUUCACUGAAUAACACUUGUCCCGGCAAUCUUCCAAGUUGGCAGGAAUUUUUCACCCAGAAUGAGCAAUUCUUCAUCAACAAUGGCUCUUAUAGGUUUAACACUUAUUUCUCGUUACCAGAGCCUGAGCUACUUCUCAAAGCUUCCAAGAGUCAGAGCAUUCCAAUUUUCAUAUUCCAUCAUGGAGCCGGGUCGUCGGCUUUGAGUUUUGCUCCUUUGGCUCAGUCUUUGCAAGAGAAGCUCGAGAAUCUUUGUGGUACGUUUGCAUUCGACGCCCGAGGUCAUGGUCUUACCGAGACCCCUGAUACCGCGACCUUUCGAUUGGGAGACUUCGUGUCCGAUUUCUGCCAGAUUUUAGACCUCUUCUACAGCCGUUUCCUUCGAAAUCGCUUUUCAGACCGCACAUUUUCACUUGUUCUAGUAGGGCACAGUCUGGGAGGCAGCAUUUGUUCAAGCGCAUUUCAUGAAAUAAACGAUCAAUUACGUCAAAGAAUUGUGGGUGUCGCAAUGCUGGACAUUGUAGAAGAAGCUGCUAAGAAGGCCUUGAACACAGUCGACACUUUUCUCACGAAAACGCCAAACCUCUUUCCCGACUACACGGCAGCAAUAGAUUGGCAUGUACAGAAAGGACUUUCUCGUUUGAAGACUAGCGCUCAAAUAAGCAUUCCAAGCCUUUUUACCCCCACAGCUUCUGGCAAAGUCGUACGCAGAACAAACCUUCAAAUAUUCCGUCCUUUCUGGGAUUCUUGGUUUACAGGUCUUUCGAGUAAAUUUGUGGCUUUACCAACCAGCAAGCUCCUGGUACUAGCCGGAGACGACAAUCUGGACCGUGAGCUGAUAAUAGGACAAAUGCAAGGCAAGUUUCAAUUGGUUGUCUUUCAAGACUCUGGUCAUUUCAUAGAGGAGGAUUGCCCAAGCAAAACCGCUAUCACUCUCAUCGACUUCUGGAGGCGCAACGACACGAAAAACUUAGUUAUAAAGACGAACUGGACCAAGAAUGGCUCUCCCAUUUCGUUAAAUUAG